Messenger RNA from Lytechinus pictus (painted urchin), 4673 nucleotides. Its product is annotated as nucleolar protein 8-like. The transcript has 11 exons. The coding region runs from base 30 to 3191 and encodes 1053 amino acids. The record is from RefSeq and is a predicted model, not a curated record. Gene Ontology annotation, cellular component: nucleolus. NCBI's taxonomy places the organism in Eukaryota, Metazoa, Echinodermata, Echinoidea, Temnopleuroida, Toxopneustidae. Gene Ontology annotation, biological process: protein localization to nucleolus. Gene Ontology annotation, molecular function: RNA binding.
UAAGUAAUGUACCGGUAAUAGGUUGUAUAAUGGCAGACACACAGAAGAGAAGAUUGUUCAUUGGAGGUUUGCAUCAUGAUCUCAAAGAAAAGGAUCUGAGGGAGCGUUUUGCAAGACAUGGAACCAUCUCAUCUUUAGAAAUUAAGACCAAGAAAGAUUCAUUAGGUACUCCACUCAAGACAUUUGCCCAUAUGGACAUCGUUCUCACAGAAAAUGAAAUGAAGAAAUGUAUGAGUAUAUAUAACAACACAAAAUGGAAUGGGAACACUAUGCAGAUACAGUUAGCCAAGGAGAGUUUUCUUACAAGAUUGGAGCAAGAGAGAGCAGCAGCGUGUUCAGAGAUCAAAGAAGAUUUGAUUGUAAGACCAAAGGAAAAAUCACCUCAUCAAGCUGCUGCUGAGAAGAGAUUAAAGGAAAACUUUGAUAAGGCUGGAGUCAGUGAGUUUGUUGUGAAAGGAAAAGUUCCAGGCACACAGAUUGAAGGAGAGAAGAACUGGAUUGUUGGAAAGUAUGGCCGUGUCUUACCUGUAGUGUACGUUCGUAGAAAAGAUAAACAGAAGGUUGUUUGUUGCGAUCCCUCUAAAUUUAGCCAUCACCUCAAGAAGUUCAAGAAAGAUGACAAAUUGGAUGAAGGAAUUGAAAUGCCCAAAAUUGAACAAUUGACUUGGGACAUCCCAGAGAUUCACUCAGAGGUUUCUAAGAAAAGGAAAGGAAUCUUCUCACAGGAAACACCUCUUAAGUUAGAUAGAAAGAAAGUGAAGGGUGAUGUCGCUUUGAAGAAAGAUAUGCUUCCUUCUAGCAUGCUGCCAGAAUAUAAGGUCAAAAGCUCUAAUUUAGGCCAAAGUGACAGUGACUUUGAUGACAUUGAUGAUGAAGAUGCUGUUACAUCUAUUCCCUCCAUUGAUGGACAUAUCCAGAAUAUUACAGGUAGUAAAGAACAACCAACUGAUUUUGAGAUUGUUAGAGAUGGUACAUCCCACAUAUCAUUGAGUUCAAGAACAAAUAGCUCUUUGUUUGAUUCUAAGCCAGGAUAUGAUUCAGAUGAUAGGGAGUCUGUUGAUACUGAUGAACUCUGUACCUUGAUAAGAUCUUCAAAGAACUCUUCUACAGUUCAAACAAAUGGAGACUUGAACAAAAAAGAGACAUACAAAACUCUAUUGCCUACAGAAGAUCAGGUUGCCAGAACUAUAGCAAUGAAAAGAGCAAAUCAAACCAUAGAGGAAGAGAAGGGAGGAGGAAGCAGUAGAAAUGAAUAUGAAUAUAUGGGCAUUUUAAAAGUUCAAGAAUCUUUAGAAGUAGGUGAAAGUUACUCUGAAAAUGAAGAAGAAGACAGCAGUUUGAAUAGUGACUAUGCUUCUAAUGAUGAAUUGCAUAAAGACAGUGAGGAGGAUGAGAAGAACAGUGAUAAAGAUGUAAUAGAUUAUGGCCAUGUACCUUCAUUGAACUUUGAACCUCUCAUUCUGGAUCAGUCAUAUAUCCAAGGUCUUAAAAACACCAAAGUUCUUUCAAAUCAUCACAAAGAGGAUGAGGAGGACAGUGAAGAGGACAGUGAGGGUGACAAAGAAGAGGAGAAUGGCCAUGAGAGUGAUGCUGGAGAGGAGGAGUCUGUUUCUCAAGAUAAUUUAGAUGAUGAUAUUGAAGAGGAGGAGGAGGAAAUGUUGGGUAGCCCAAUAGCUAGAUUUGACUUUGAGCCUCUUAUCCUGGACAGGGAAGCCAUCAAAAAGAGCAUGGGUGUGGAAACAAAACGAGAUCAAACUAAUAUAGGAUGCCACACAGAAGAUGAAAAAUUUGGUUCAGAUAAUAGUGAAACUAAUGAUGACAGUGAGGAGGAGAGUAGUAGUGGGAGUAGUAUUAAAAGCAGUGAUGAUGAGGAAGAUGCUUCUGAAGAUGUUAACAAUUCAGAUCCUGAUGACAGUUCUGAUGGAGUAUUUAGCAAUCAAAUAAAAAAAUCAAUAGAUCCAGAGGAUAAAUCAAACAUUUUUCUGGAGGUAGAAACUUCGGCCACAAAACAAGAAGUGAAAAAGUCCCCAACAGGAUUAGAGCAGAAGAAUGAUAGACUGAAUCAGGCCAUGUAUGACAAAUCUGGAAGGUUAUUAUCAAAAGCUGCAAAGAAGAAAUUAGCCAGAGAGGAAGCUGAGAAACAGAAGCAAGCCAAUGAAAGAAGAUUGGAGUCCAUGAAACAACAACAGAGGGCCCUGUUGGAUCGGCAAGGUGCUAUCAAAGGAGCUUUGUCAGCUGUGGAUGACAAAGAGAAGAAACAAGGAAAGCACAUAACAUUUGAUUCUGAUGAUGGAGAGUCUGAGGGUGAUACAGGGUUAAAUGAUGAAACCAAUUUUGCUGGACAGAAAAUACAGAGCAGUACUUCACUCUUUGAAAGUGAUGAUGAUUCUGAUGAUGAUGAGGAGGAGGAGGAUUCACUCCCAGAGAACAGGGGCAGGAAGAUGUGGGAUGAUGAUGAAGACGAUGAUGGAGUUGAUGAUGAGAGAUUUAAGAUUAAGCCUCAAUAUGAAGGUGAAGCUGGUCAGAAGCUGAUUCAAAUGGAAGCAAGGUAUGGAGGAGACAACCGCUUUAAACUAGAUUCAAGAUUUCUAGAUAGAAAAGAUGAAAAUGCAGGAUCUGGUUCUGAAGGAGAAGGCAAUGAAAAUGGUGAAGAUGACCUAUCUGGUGACCUACAGGAAGAGAAACGUAGAUCUUUAGCCAUUCUGCAGAAUAUGUUGGGAACACCAGUCCUUACGUCGUCUAAAGCUGUGGAGCCUAAUUUCAAAGAUCCAUCUCAACUCCACUAUGAUCCAAGCAGAGAUGAACAUAGCAAGUAUGAGCUUCAAGGAGAUGAUCAUGAAGAUGGAAGUGAUGCCAAUAAAUUAGAAGAAGAUAUGCGUAAAGAGAAGAGAAAGAUGGAUGAAGAGAGAUCUAAGUUACCUGAAGUCUCUAAGGAGAAAUUCUUCCAAGUUAGUAGUAAUCUCAAAGAUGCUUUUAGUGCAGGAGAGAUGGAAGAGAAUGCAGAUAGAGGAGGAGGAACUUUUACAUUCUUUGGAGGAGAUAAUUCAGAUAUUGAAGGUAUGAAUCUUGUAUGUUGUUCAGAUUCAGUUUGUUUUUGUUGUAAUGUGAAACAGGCUAUCCCCUAUAGAGCAUUCCAGAAGCAGACAUGUUGGAGGACACACAAUAGAAACCUGUCCAUCAAACCACGAUAAAAAAUUGAGUUUUCAUGGUCCAUUUUUGUGAUGUCAUCUGAAUCUACGCUAUUGUGUUUGCACUGGCUUGUAAAAUUUGCUUCAUUCUUUAGACUAGUUUGAAGUUCCAUUCUGCGCAUGUCCAGAAGAAGCUCUUUUGAACUCAAAUUGCAUGGUUGUUUGAUAUUAAAUGAGAUAUAAAAAGCACCAACCAGGGACAACCAGGAAGGAUAAGAAUGUACCCGCUGAGCACCUGCCUGUUAUAACCCCAUGUGAUGAGCUGACAACGGGUGUUUCAACAAUGCCUUUCAGGUGUUUCGGCAAUACAGACAUUUUCAUUUGACUAAAGUUUCUCAGAGCAACAAGAUCAAGUCGGAUCCUGUCUUGGAUUGUCCAGUUCUUGAUGAUGCAUUAGUACAUUUUGCCGGCAUAACGGGUUUCAGCAAACAAAAAUAACCAUAAUUCAAGCAAUAUUAAAGUUAAUUAUGCCAGAUUCACGCUAGAAUAUGCAUAAAUUAUACAAAAUAUGUUCAUAAUUAUACAUAGGCACAGUGAACGGAUUGAAUUCAUGGAAUUUGACUUUUCAAAUGCAAAAUCACAGAAAACAUUUUUCCUCAAAAUGCACAGAAUAGCAACAGAAAAAACUCCCUAAUUUUCAAACGAAAAACGAAUGUCAACCGGCCAAAAACACGAUCUCACUUCGCUUUAACAAUCAUGACAAUCCACACAUUGCGACUGCACUUGUCUCCAUUACAGAUUCUUCGAAAUUACAUUCACGUCCGCAUAGCGAUUGAACAUCUCUCAAUGAACGUAAAAUUUAGGCAGAAACACAGCCGUGUGUUGCUGCCCUCUGCGUUCGGUCAUAAUAUUAUGAUCGCAGUACUUCUCAAAUCCGUAAUGGCGGAUAGGCGAAAGUCGUUAACUGCUCAAAAAGAUGUCCACAAAGUCCGAAAAUUAUCGAUAAAAUAUCAUUCAACCCUAAAAUAAUGCUAAUAAUGUGAAAGAUGAGGAUAUUUCUUUAAAUAGUUGUACUUGUAUCUCUUCAAUUACGAUAGAUUUUAAAGUGUUGUUAGUACAGUGGCAGAUACAAAGUUUGACCCGUGCAAACAUUUUGACAUUGCUACUCAUGCAUUGCGUAUUGAUUUUCCAUGUAAACGGAAUUGUCACUUUUUCAUGUAUACAAAGUCUAUUGGGAAACAGAAUUUCCAUUUUCAGACAUGCUGAAACGGAAUCACAAAAAAAUCACUGUCCCUAUAUAGGGGAAGGCGGGGUAAGUUGAGCAUAGGGGCAAGUUGAGCCAACCCCCCGGCCAGUAAUGAAUGAGUCAGAUAUUGUGGUGGUGUCAUGCAUUGAUCACCCAUUACAUAACCCUUAACCCCACCACAUUUUUUUCAAAAAGUAUUUUUUUAGAGGGAAAAAUAUGAAUUUCAGCCCUAAAAGUAAAAAAGGGUGUGAAAUAGAUCAGUGCUUUUUACCCACACACAUCUUCAAAUAUAAUAAAGA